Molecule: messenger RNA, 2535 nt
Organism: Vespa mandarinia (Asian giant hornet)
Lineage: Eukaryota; Metazoa; Arthropoda; Insecta; Hymenoptera; Vespidae
Product: cilia- and flagella-associated protein 91
Source: RefSeq, a predicted model, not a curated record
CUUAUUACUCAAUAAAAAAAAUGCAAGGAUUAUCUAUUUUUUCAAAAUAGUAGAAUCAUCAUUCCUUGUUUGAUCAAUAUGUCCAUUAUUUUCUACAGUGUACAUAAUGUGAUUCUCUACUGUUUCUUCACAAUUAUUAUGUAUUUGAAAUAUCAAGCGAAAAUAUUUACAUAUUAAAAUAUAACUUUAUAUAAAGAGAGAAAUUUUCAUAUAUUUGAUCAGAAGGUAUCUAAAAAGCUUAAGAUUAAAUCAGUACCUAUUAAUCUCCCUAUAUUUGUGUGCAGUGAAUCAAAUAUGGCCUACUAAAUAGUUGCUUUAAUUGAUAUAUUUUACUUAACUUAUAAUAUAAAUUACAGAACUAUGGCUACACAUUGUAAAUCAAUUGAACUUAUAACUCAUCAAAAAUGUAGACAUUUUCAAGGAUCAACCGCAUUUCAGUAUUUUCCAACAACACAGGAUAAAAAUAUACGUUAUGACACUAAAAUAUUGGACACUGUUUUGAAAAAUAUGAAACAGCAAUAUUGCAUAUCAACACUGCAAUCAAAGUUGUUUAAGAAUGUAGAAACACAAACAGAUUAUAGAGAAAGUGAGACACAGACACUACCAUGGGAACCUCAGUACAAAAUACAUCCAGGUCAUAAUCCAGAAGUACUGACAGUGACUCAUUUAACUUGGGAUCAUGGAUUACCAGCAGGAAUGCAUGAAAUUGAAAUUAUUAAUAGAAUAAAAAUGAGAAGGGCUUGGGAAAUGUUUCUUCCACCAAUGGAUACAGAAGCUAAUAUUAAAAUACGGAGAUGUAUAACAAAAGCUUUAGAAGAAGAACAAUGGGCAUUUAGAGAUGCAGAAAUACAAUACAUAAUGGAUCUGCGUCUUCAGUUAAUGGAAAAACUUUCACAUUCAAAAGAAUAUAAACAUAAUGAGAAUAUACAAAAUCGCUUCAAACGUUUGAAAAAUAACUUAGGAAUGUAUAGAGAUGAGAAAAUAAAAGUUAUUAGACAAAAUUUAAAACGAGAUUUGAGAAAAUUGCAUAAAUUACAUUAUGAUAAAAAGCAGCUUCAAAAAAGAGAUACUAUACAUUCAUAUAUUAAUUAUGCUUCUAAAUUGUAUAGAUCACAAUUAAAUUUUGAAAAAUAUUCUCCAGGACAAUUCAGAAAAAUGAAAAAGCAGUCAUCAAGAAAUGAUAAUAUUCAUCAUGAAAAAAUAAAAAAUAUUGAUACUAUAUCAACUAAAUUACCAAGUUACAAAGAAUCGAAAUCAAAACAUGUAUUACCAACGGAAUUAUGUAUUCGUCAAACAAGAUGGACUGAUGAUAAAUUAAAAACAUUAUACAUGGAUUUAAAAGCAAUGAGGUUAAAUAUUAUGCCCUCAGAGACAUCAACAUCAAUGAAAAAGAAAUAUAAAAUUCCUAUAUUACCAUCUACACCAUAUAGAGUUCAGGAAUACAAAGAUACAUUGUUAGAUCAAGCAGCACUACGUAUCCAAGAAACAAUUAGGGGUAGAGCAACUCAAUGUAUGAUGUUUGAAGGUACUAAUAGAUGUAGAGAACUAAUUAAAGAACUGCAAUUUGCUUAUGAUAUUAUGGAUCAUAAUAAUGAAGUAAGGCAAAUAGAAAAACAAGAAAUAAUUGAUAUUCAACAUAAAGAACAUAAUAGAUUAUUACAAGAAGAAUUUUUGUGUGAAAUUUUUGAUUCUUUAGAAGGAGCAACUGUAUGUGGAAUAUUAGAUCAUUUAAGUAAAGAAAUGGUAAGAUUGAAAGACGAACGCAAUGCACAUAUAUUUGCAUUAUUUGCUGAAAAAGAAAGAUUAAAACGUGAAGCAGCAGAAGCUGGACGACGACAGUUAGAACGUAAUCGUUGUAGGGAAUGCAAUGAAAUGUUCCGGCAAAUAAUAAAAAUAGAUCAAGAUACCGUAGAAAUUUAUUUAGAUGAUAUUAUAAAGGAAGAAAUUGAAGAAAUAUCAUAUCAGAAUGCUGAACAACAUAUCUUACAAUUUUUUGAUCAUGUGGACAAAAUUUCAAAUGAUACAAUAGGAAAUAUGACGGAUUUUGAAGAAGAAGAAAUGGUAGCAGAUAUGAUUUAUAACUUUGUCUUACCAGAAGUAGGAAAAUUUAAUGCUCGACAACAGAUUAAAAAGAAACAACAAAGCUAUUUACAAAGUGCACACGCAAUAUUAUAUGAAAAUUCAUCAGAUUCUCUACCUGUUGAACUUAUAAACAGCGAAGAUUCAGAGGAAAGUGUAUAAUGAUUGAUCUAAAAUUGAAUUUAAGCAAAUUUAACUUAUAAAUAAUUUAUGAUUGAAUUUUUUUUAUAAAAGAUACAAUAGCUAUGAAUUUCAUUUCAAUAUGGAACUUUAUAAUUCUUUUGAAAAGUUUAAAUGUACAUUCACUCCUUAUAUCUAUGUUAGAGUUAUCUAUAGUCCAUCCAAUUUUUUUUUUCUAUAUAAUACAGUUUAUCACAUUUUUACUUUUCAAAGAAAGAUAUGAUUAUUAUUGAUCUGAUCUAUAAGAAUAUUAAUUAUAUGCCAGGAAUGUAGCAU